This is a messenger RNA of Lottia gigantea (owl limpet), 1620 nucleotides long. RefSeq lists its product as hypothetical. Gene Ontology annotation, cellular component: precatalytic spliceosome; catalytic step 2 spliceosome. Lineage: Eukaryota; Metazoa; Mollusca; Gastropoda; Lottiidae. The coding region runs from base 1 to 1620 and encodes 539 amino acids. Gene Ontology annotation, molecular function: RNA binding. Gene Ontology annotation, biological process: mRNA splice site recognition; alternative mRNA splicing, via spliceosome; regulation of alternative mRNA splicing, via spliceosome. The record is from RefSeq and is a predicted model, not a curated record. The transcript has 11 exons.
AUGUUCUUGGAAGAUAUACCACAUCAAGCUGAACAACAUGGUCUGUUACUGGAAGGUCCUGGUGCUAAACGUGAUACUAAACCAUUCUCUUUGCCUAAAUUAUCAUCAUCUCAACAAGAAAUUAUUCAGAAAGCUAAAAAAUAUGCUAUGGAACAGAGUAUUAAAAGUGUUUUAGUUAAGCAGACUAUAGCUCAUCAGCACCAGCAAAUGCAGAACUUUCAGACAACAGUACAAAGACAACAAGCACUGGCUUUAAUGUGCAGAAUAUAUAUUGGAAGUAUAAAUUUUGAAAUUAAAGAAGACACUAUAAAGCAAGCAUUUUCACCAUUUGGACCUAUCAAGAGUGUUAAUUUAUCAUGGGAUCCUAUCACAAAUAAACAUAAAGGCUUCUCAUUUAUUGAAUAUGAAAUCCCUGAAGCAGCGCAAUUAGCGUUAGAACAGAUGAAUGGUGUUAUGAUUGGAGGAAGAAAUAUCAAGGUUGGAAGACCAAGUAAUAUGCCACAAGCUCAACCUAUUAUAGAACAGCUAGCUGAGGAGUCCAAGAAUUAUAAUCGUAUUUAUAUAGCUUCUAUACAUCAUGAUUUAUCAGAAACAGAUAUUAAAAGUGUUUUUGAAGCUUUUGGUGUAAUCUUGAAUGUCAGUAUACCGUUAGAUCCUACUAAACCUGGGAAACAUAAGGGAUUUGGUUUUAUUGAAUAUUCUACCCCUCAAGCCUCAGCUGAUGCUGUAGCUUCUAUGAAUUUAUUUGAUCUUGGUGGCCAGUACUUGCGUGUUGGAAAGGCAAUCACUCCACCUGAAGUAUUAGAGGCACCAAGUACAGGACCAUUGAGUAUGCCAACUGCAGCAGCAGUUGCAGCAGCUGCAGUGACAGCCAAAAUAACAGCAAUGGAUCCACCCCCACCUGUUGGUCCACCUCCAAGUUUAAUGGGCGGCUCCAAAUUUCAACAGGUUGCACCCCCUGAUGCUAUUCCACCACCAUCAGUAAUGGCACCUAUUGGAAUAGGACAACCUGGUAUAGCUGUACCACAGUUAGGUGGAAUAGGUUUGCCUGUACCACCACCAGUUUCUAUGCCAGGCCAGAUACCAUUACCUAUGGCUAUACCACCAAUGGGUAUGCCAACUGUUUCUCUACAAAAUGUUCCUUUACCACCUAUGCCACCACCAGCAUCUAGUAAUGCAUCAAAAGAAAAAUCUGAAGAAAAUGAGAAAAAGAAAAGUUUAGAUGAUUUACCACAAACACUAGAUCAACAAGAAAAUAUUAAGAUAAGUGGUACUAAUGCUAGACACAUGGUGAUGCAGAAAUUAAUGAGAAACUCUGAGUGUCGUGUUAUGGUGUUAAGGAAUAUGGUAGGACCUGAAGAUUUAGAUGAUGAAUUAGAAACAGAAGUAACUGAUGAAUGUGGAAAGUUUGGUGUUGUCAAUAGAGUUAUUAUAUAUCAAGAAAAACAGAGUGAAGAUGAUGAUGCUGAAAUUAUAGUCAAAAUAUUUGUUGAAUUUUCUCAACAAGAAGAAGUUGAAAGGGGUAUUGCUUCAUUAAAUGGUAGAUUUUUUGGUGGAAGAAGAGUGAGAGCAGAGAAAUAUGAUAUGGAUUUAUAUGAAAAUAGUGAUUUAUCUGGUUAA